Messenger RNA from Coregonus clupeaformis (lake whitefish), 1018 nucleotides. RefSeq names its product myosin, light polypeptide 3, skeletal muscle (gene mylz3). The record is from RefSeq and is a predicted model, not a curated record. Gene Ontology annotation, molecular function: calcium ion binding. Bases 106 to 588 code for a protein of 160 amino acids. The transcript has 6 exons. Lineage: Eukaryota; Metazoa; Chordata; Actinopteri; Salmoniformes; Salmonidae. Gene Ontology annotation, cellular component: myosin II complex; contractile muscle fiber.
AAUAAGAGAGGGACUUUGAGCAUGGUUCAGGACCACUCUUUCUUGGGACUCCGGCUUCUUUAGUCUUCUUUCUUUUUGCCCCGUGUCAACUCCUUCAUCUCCAUAAUGGCUGAUGCUGCUCCUGCUGAGGCACCCGCCGCCUCUUUCACGGCGGACCAGAUCGAGGACUUCAAAGAGGCUUUCGGGCUCUUCGACAGAGUCGGUGAUAGCAUGGUUGGAUACAACCAGGUGGCUGACAUCAUGCGCGCCCUGGGACAGAACCCCCAGAACAAGGAGGUUGCAGUGAUCCUGGGAAAACCAUCCCCCGAAGAUAUGGCCAACAAGAGGCUGGCCUUCGCCGAUUUCCUGCCCAUGCUGGAAAAAGCCGAUAAAUUGGUGAAGGGUACACUUGAUGACUACGUUGAGGGUCUCCGUGUCUUCGACAAGGAGGGCAACGGCACCGUGAUGGGGGCUGAGCUGCGCAUCGUGCUGGGGACACUGGGUGAGAAGAUGUCUGAGGCCGAGAUUGAUUCCCUCCUUAUAGGUCAGGAGGACGAGAAUGGCAGCAUCAACUAUGAGGCAUUCGUCAAGCACGUCCUGUCUGUGUAAGAUAGUGCUGCGGCAACCAAAGCCUAUCUAUCUCCCAGACCCCAUGGUGUCAGGACUGUUUUUCUAAAGACCAACCUAGGAAAGAAAAGGACUAUAAUGGGAUGUCGAAAAGCCAUUCUGUGUUUUUUUUCUUUUUGUCCGUCAACUUUUCAACUCCUCUCUACGGAAGUUACCUCUCCGCUGUCAAUGACGACCCUCUCCUCACCUCCACCUGGGGCAUGUCUCUCCACUUGGGGUGGGACGGUGACCACUCAUCAAGUGGGGAUUGUACCCUCUGCCCCGCCCACCUCAUGACGUCAUCAUCUUGCUGGCAAUGCCAAAGGCGCUGACUGGACAAGAUUGUGGAUUGGCCGCCAAACCCCUCCCCCCUUUCCCUCAAAGUUAUAUUUAUUUUCACUCUGUCGUUUCAGAAUAAACUUUUCCAAAAGUA